AUGGCCGGCCAAAUCCGAGUUCCAUAUGCCGAUGGCAUGACCGAGGGUCAAGGUUACAACUCCUACCUACAGCAAACUUGCAUGCACAAUGCCGUAACCAUACAGUCGACGGCUGGCUCAGACUCGCCCAUGGACCUAAGUUAUCAAGCCCGCGAAAUCAAAGACUACAACGAACUUCUGCAAACACUUGACAUCAGUGCUGGUGCGGGCAUCGUAGGUUGGGGGACAGACACCAAGAUUGACUCCAAAUUUCUUGACCGAACAGAGAUCAAGAAAAGCCUGCUCACCUACGUAGUCAAAGUGGAUGCCCGGCGACAGCCGAGUGCAACAGUCAAGUACACAUUUAACUGGACAUCUCCCUCCGAUCCUCGAGGGCUAUACGGCGAUCACUUUAUUUCCGAUUUCGUCAAGGGCGGGGCGCUCUUUGCUCGAGUUUCCAUCAUCACUAAUGAGAAGUCAACCUCACACGAGCUCCAGGUCGCAGCCAAAACCGCCUUCUCCGUCUUCAGUGCCAACGCACAAGUCACUACUGAAGUCAAGGAGAGCAUUCAAAAGAUCCAGAAAAGCUCCGAAGUCAAGAUCUACUUGCACUAUGUUGGAACUCCCACUGAGAUGAAGCCGAGCGACGAGGCAGAGAAUAACAUGAUGCGCCUUAAAGAGGUCGCCGACUCCUUUUACAAUAAUGCCCCGAAGCAUACCUAUAAGAGAUUUGCGCUGUUAGAAAAGUAUACUAAUAUUCCCAACUUUAACGGCUCAUUUGUGCCAUUUGACUAUACGGAAGCUAAAGAUCGGAGCUGGGCUGUUUUUAACGAUUUUACCAAGUGUCUCGUUGUUCAGAAUAUGCUUCGAGCAAUCGACUCGGAUCAUUACACAAAUGGUCGAAGCGACCGAGACAGGCUCAACAACAAAGUCAUCACCCAGCUGCAGCUCUACAGAAACUGGGUAACCCAAGUGAGCAAAAAGCCUGAAGAGGCCAAGUCGCCGCCCUCGGGCGACUUCCCGGCAAAGCUCCAAACUGAAGUAUUACUUGCUGUCAAGCGAAGAAAGUACAUCGCUCAAAGCAUUCGCUUGAAAAACAACCUGAGAACUCACUUCAUCGAUGACUAUAAACACGACACGGCCAAAGAGCUGUUCCGCUUCGAAGCCUAUGAUUUUGACCAACUUAUGGGAACUACCAAGAUCAUCUUUGGGAAAAUGAACAAUGAAGACAGGUAUAUCUGCCUGGUGGGAAGAAACUCCAUCACCCCUGGCUAUAAGCAGACGAGCCAGCUGUGGGGGUUCGAGGAGAAGGUGAAGGAUAUUGUUGACGCAAAAGUGGAUAUCCAUCCUAUUCUUGAGAUGGGAGUUGUAACGCUGGACCUUGAGGAUGCAACGCCGCGCCGUGAUGAUGACUUGAGCUUUUAUGUAAAGAAGAUCUAA
Molecule: messenger RNA, 1419 nt
Organism: Metarhizium robertsii ARSEF 23
Lineage: Eukaryota; Fungi; Ascomycota; Sordariomycetes; Hypocreales; Clavicipitaceae
Exons: 12
Coding region: 1-1419 (472 amino acids)
Source: RefSeq, a predicted model, not a curated record